Messenger RNA from Lycium barbarum (goji berry), 1701 nucleotides. RefSeq lists its product as uncharacterized. The transcript has a single exon. NCBI's taxonomy places the organism in Eukaryota, Viridiplantae, Streptophyta, Magnoliopsida, Solanales, Solanaceae. Bases 1 to 1701 code for a protein of 566 amino acids. The record is from RefSeq and is a predicted model, not a curated record. Gene Ontology annotation, molecular function: nucleic acid binding.
AUGCCGUAUAAUGUGAACCCAAAUGCAAGAGGUUUUGACCCCACUGUCAGGUGCGAGUAUAAUUCUAACACUCGGGGUCAUAGCACAGAAAAUUAUUUUACUUUGAAGAGAGCCAUUGAGAAGCUAAUUGAUGACAAAACAAUUGUGAUACAUGACGAAGAGGCUCUGAAUGUCACUAACAACCCACUUCCUGCUCACAACAAUGCUCAUGUUUUUGGGAUGAUCUGUGACGAUAAGGAAUACAAGCAAAUAAACAAAAUAGUAAUGGAAAUUGACACCUUAAAAGAAAGGUUGGGUAUGGUGACAAAGUCUGCACAAGAAGCACCGUUGAUUGUAAAAGGUGCAAGUUCUAAUGCAAAUCUCAAAGGCUCGGGGAAGUUGUUAUUGUAUGUCCCUGGAGCCACAAAGAAAAAAGAGAUGUCAGUGGCUGGACCAAAAUUAUAUGUUCCUAGUGGUUUUCCCAGGUUUGGUCAAAACCAGAAUAGUUUAGGAAAGAUGACAGAACCAAUUGUGAUAAGGCACAUGACACAACUUCCAGUGACAAACAUGAAAACUGUCCCAUGGAACUACAACAAAACCACUGUGACUUACAAGGGCAAAGAGAUUGUUGAAGAAAUAGAUGAAACUGGUGGCUUAACACGUUCUGGAAGGUGUUAUGCUCCAAAAGAAUUAAAGAGAGCCAAACAAGCUAGGGAUAGCCAAUUUCCGAUGAAAAAAUCUAUCACCGAAGAAGAGGCUGAAGAGUUCAUGAAAAAGAUGAAAGUUCAGGAUUACUUUAUUGUUGAUCAGUUGAGAAAAACUCCUGCUCAGAUUUCAUUGCUAUCUUUGCUCAUAUAUUCUAAAGAGCACCGUCAAGCAUUGAUUAGAAUUCUGAACGAGGCACAUGUUUCAGACAAAACAACUGUAAGUCACUUGGAAAAUAUGGCCAAUAGAAUAUUUGAGGUGAAUAGAAUCACUUUCAUUGACGAUGAGUUGCUUGUGGAAGGAGCCGGGCAUAACAAGGCUUUGCUUUUAACUGUCAAAUGUGAAGAACAUUAUGUGAAAAGAGUCAUGAUUGAUGGAGGCUCGGGUGUGGACAUCUGCCCCCUCUCUACUUUGCAGAGUUUGAAAAUCAGUACAGAUAGAAUUCGUACUAACAAUGUGUGUGUUCGAGCUUUCGAUGGCGCAAAAAGAGACACCAUUGGUGAGAUUGAUCUUACUUUAAAAAUUGGACCUGUUGAUUUUGGGAUCACAUUCCAAGUUAUAGACAUGGACACUUCCUACAACUUGCUUUUAGGAAGGCCAUGGAUCCAUGCAGCCAGAGCGGUGCCAUCUACUUUACACCAAGUGGUCAGGUUUGAAUAUGAGAAACAAGAAAUUAUUGUUCACGGUGAAGAUGAUCUUUCAAUAUAUAGAGACCCUUCCGUUCCAUCCGUUGAGGCCAAGGAAGGUUGUGAAUCCCUCGUAUUUCAGACCUUUGAGAUAGUGGCAGCUAAUCAGUUUAUGGAAGGGAAGCCUAUCACAGAGCCUCGUCUAUCCUCUACUUCAUUCAUGGUGGCUACACAAAUGCUGCAAAACGGUUAUGAGCCAGGAAAGGGCUUGGGGGUGUCGUUGCAAGGAAUUGUUGACCCUAUCUCUCCAUUUGGUAAUCAAGAUACUUUUGGUUUGGGUUUUAGGCCAACUAAUGCUGAUAGGAAAUGGGCAAAAGAGCAGAAAAAAUAA